Hymenoscyphus albidus is the source of this 1153-nucleotide messenger RNA. The record is from the annotation of a GenBank genome assembly. Lineage: Eukaryota; Fungi; Ascomycota; Leotiomycetes; Helotiales; Helotiaceae.
AUGACCAGUAGUCCAACUGUAAUAUUCGGCGCCGGAGGCAUUGGCCACCCCGAGAAAUCCUUCACCUUUACCUGGGAAACACCAGAAGCCGUCUCAGAACUAUUAUCUACACUGCAAAGUCUCGACAUUCACGAGCUUGACUCCUCUGCACCAUAUCCACCCGGCAAUGCAUGGCAUACAGAAACACUCCUGGGCGAAGCGAAAGCUGUAGAGAAGGGUUUCAUCAUCGACUCCAAAGUCUUGAAGUACGGUCCGCUGACUGAAGAGAACAUAACUUCUAGUGUCGAUAGAACGCUCAGUCUUCUUGGGGGUAGCAAGAUUCGGCUUUUAUACGCUCAUGAACCGGAUGCCACGACACCUCUUGAGGAAACUGCUGCGGCGCUUGAUAAGUAAUUUCGAAGAGGAAAGUUUGAAAGGGUGGGUUUUGAUCAAGAAUGGGGUAAGAAGACAGAAUGCUGACAAGUUUAAAGAUAGGUCUUUCAAAUUAUUCAGUCCAGCAGGUAGCUCGCUACUUUGAGAUCUGUGAUCAGAAGGGGUUCGUUCGACCUUCGGUUUAUCAAGGUCAUUACAAUGCUCUUAUUCGCGGGCACGAGGAGACUCUCAUGCCGCUCUUGCGUAAGCAUGGUGUUGCAUAUUAUGCCUUCAGGUUAGUGCCCCUUGCUUUCCUUAAUACUCGGUACCCCUUGGUAUUAACGAAUAACCUGACAACAUAAUCCCAUCAGUCCACUCGGCGGAGGUUUCCUCACAGGAAAAGUAACAUUCGCAACCUAACCUCUCACACGCACACGUUUCGCAGGCGAAAGCACACAGCAAUACUUCCUGAACACCUUCAACAAGCCUGAAAUCCACGAUAAGCUGCGGACUUUGAAUCCAUCGUGUCAGCAAUUAGGCGUGUCACUCAGCGAAGUUUGUUUUAAGGUGGUUAAUGUAUCAUUCCUCUCUGGGAGGUGACGAUGCGAUUACUCUGGGUGCGAAAAGGUUGGAUCAACUUGAGGCCAAUGUUGGAGAUUGUAGGAAAUGACCUUUUAUCACAGGAUCUGUUGAGGGCUGUGGAGGGGAUAUCUAGUGGUGGGUUGGUGCAUGAGGGGAGUUGGAAUUAGAGGGGAGGAUGGAAUAUCUCUAUAAACGUAUUCAACGAUAACCAUAAAUAAGC